Solanum pennellii is the source of this 1151-nucleotide messenger RNA. Its product is annotated as tetratricopeptide repeat protein 1. The transcript is spliced from 5 exons. Gene Ontology annotation, molecular function: protein binding. The record is from RefSeq and is a predicted model, not a curated record. Bases 57 to 842 code for a protein of 261 amino acids. NCBI's taxonomy places the organism in Eukaryota, Viridiplantae, Streptophyta, Magnoliopsida, Solanales, Solanaceae.
UUUUUUUCACAGAGAAGACUGAAAGACGAAGAAGAAACUUCCAGAAGCUCAUAGAAAUGGUGUCGAUUGAACAAGUAGAAUCACCGGCGGCCGGUAAAACUUCGACGGCGGCAGAAGUACCGUCUGGUUACGUGUCGGAUGGAUAUGAGACUGCGAGCGAUUCGGAACUGAAUGGAGCAGAGAAUGGAAGUAACAGGGAAUCUGAGAACACGAUCAAUACAGCGUCGUCUUCAUCUGAUGGAGAUUUGUUGAAGGAGAAGAAGCAGGAGCAGCCGGCUGAAGUAAAUCAGGAACAGUUGAAUGAGAAAGCCUUGGCUCAAGCAAAUGAUGCGAAAGUUGAAGGCAAUGCGUUGUUUAAGGAUGGGCUUUAUGAAGAGGCAUUGUCGAAAUAUGAGCUAGCUUUGCAAGUCGCAGCAGAUAUUCCUUCAAGUACUGAAAUUCGUUCAAUAUGCCAUGCUAAUCGUGCAGCUUGUUUCACCAAACUGGGGAAACAUGAGGAGACGAUCAAGGAAUGCACAAAAGCAUUACAACUAAAUCCUACAUAUAUAAAGGCUCUGGUUAGAAGAGCAGAGGCACAUGAAAAGCUUGAACACUUUGAAGAGGCCAUUACUGACAUGACAAAAAUCUUGGAAUUGGAACCCUCACAUGACCAAGCUAGGAGAACUGUGAUACGUUUAAAGCCAUUAGCUGAUGAGAAGCGAGAAAAGAUGAAAGAAGAGAUGAUUGGCAAGCUCAAAGAAAUGGGAAAUUCCAUUUUGGGUCGAUUUGGUAUGAGCGUUGACAACUUCAAAACAGUUAAAGACCCAAACACCGGUUCCUACUCUGUUCAAUUUCAGAAGUGAUGAGGGUUUCUCUCAUGUUGGCAAAAUUUGCGUUUCUUGAAUGAAAGAUUUGAUCUAGCAGGACAUUUGGGUGUGCAUGUUUUGAACUAUGUAUCACGUUAUUGAUUUGAAGUAUAUAAGUGUUGGCCAAAAACUUGAUAUUUUAGAUUUCUAAAUGUCAUUUAAGCAGAUGGCUUGUAGCCUUGGUGUCGUUAAUAUUGCAUGACCCAUGGACAGUAUAGACCAUCUUAAAUCUGUUGACUCCAUUUAUCAUUUCACUGCGACUUGUUUUUUCGUUAAAGGUGUAUCUACAGAAGGCUAUUUUGUUAU